Saccharomyces paradoxus is the source of this 936-nucleotide messenger RNA. RefSeq names its product flavin adenine dinucleotide transporter FLX1 (gene FLX1). The coding region runs from base 1 to 936 and encodes 311 amino acids. Gene Ontology annotation, molecular function: FAD transmembrane transporter activity; folic acid transmembrane transporter activity. The transcript has a single exon. Gene Ontology annotation, cellular component: mitochondrion. The record is from RefSeq and is a predicted model, not a curated record. Lineage: Eukaryota; Fungi; Ascomycota; Saccharomycetes; Saccharomycetales; Saccharomycetaceae. Gene Ontology annotation, biological process: nucleotide transport; folate import into mitochondrion.
AUGGUAGAUCACCAGUGGACGCCAUUACAGAAGGAGGUUAUCUCAGGCUUGUCUGCGGGAUCCAUCACCACAUUGGUAGUACACCCAUUAGAUUUACUCAAGGUUCGUUUGCAGUUAUCUGCUACAAGUGCACAAAAGGUCCAUUAUGGCCCAUCUAUGGUAAUCAAAGAGGUUAUACGUUCGUCGGCGAGUACCGGGCAUAGUGUUAUAAACGAACUGUAUCGCGGAUUAAGCAUAAAUUUAUUUGGAAAUGCCAUUGCAUGGGGGGUUUAUUUCGGUUUAUAUGGUGUCACGAAAGAACUGAUUUACAAAUCAGUGACAAAGCCAGGGCAAACACAGUUUAAAGGCGUCGGUAAUGACCAUAAGAUGAAUUCGCUCAUCUAUUUGUCUGCUGGCGCUUCCAGUGGGUUAAUGACUGCCAUUUUGACAAAUCCUAUCUGGGUUAUAAAGACAAGAAUAAUGUCUACAAGUAAAGGUGCCCAAGGAGCGUACACUUCUAUGUACAAUGGUGUGCAACAAUUGUUACGAACUGAUGGCCUACAGGGCCUAUGGAAGGGCCUUGUACCUGCACUAUUUGGUGUUUCGCAGGGCGCUUUGUAUUUUACAGUUUACGAUACUUUAAAGCAAAGAAAAUUGCGACGGAAGAGCCAAAAUGGGCAGGACAAUCACUUAACGAACCUUGAGACCAUUGAAAUCACAUCGUUGGGGAAAAUGAUUUCCGUCACUUUGGUUUACCCUUUUCAAUUAUUAAAAUCAAACUUGCAAAGUUUUAAGGCCAAUGAGCAAAAAUUCAAGCUCUUUCCUUUGAUAAAAUUAAUCAUUGCUAAUGACGGCUUUGUUGGACUUUAUAAGGGUUUAUCCGCAAACUUAUUGCGAGCUGUUCCAUCCACUUGCAUUACGUUUUGCGUUUAUGAGAACCUUAAACAUAGGCUGUAG